AUGGCCGCGUCCACCCUGUCCGUCUGCUCUAGCGACCUGAGCUGCGGCAGCUGCGUCUGCCUGCCCGGCUCCUGGGACUCCUGCCCCGACUCCUCCUGGCAGGUGGACGACUGCCCAGAGAGCUGCUGCGAGCCCCGCUGCUGCACCCCCAGCUGUUGCCAGUCCAGCGGCUGCACCCCAGCCUCCUGCCUGACCCUCAUCUGCACCCCCGUGAGCUGUGGGUCCAGCCCCUGCCAAUCAGCCUGUACCAGCUCCUGCCGGCCCCCCUGCUGCAGCUCCUCCCCCUGCCAGGAAGCCUGUGGCGAGUCCGUCUGCUGCAAGCCCGUGUGCUGCACCCCUGCCUGCUGCAAGCCCCUCUGCUGCACCCCUGUCUGCUGCCAGGCCUCCCCCUGCUCGGCAUCCUCAUGCUGCCAACAGCCUAGCUGCCAGCCCUCCUGCUGCAGCUCCUCCCCCUGCCAGGAAGCCUGCUGCACCCCUGUCUGCUGCAAGCCCGUCUGCUGCACCCCUGCCUGCUGCAAGCCCCUCUGCUGCACCCCUGUCUGCUGCCAGGCCUCCCCCUGCUCAGCCACCUCAUGCUGCCAACAGUCUAGCUGCCAGCCCUCCUGCUGCAGCUCCUCCCCCUGCCAGGAAGCCUGCGGUGCGUCCAUCUGCUGCAUCCCUGUCUGCUGCAAGCCCCUCUGCUGCACCCCUGUCUGCUGUGAGACCUCCCCCUGCUCAGCCCCCUCCUGCAGCCAGCCCAGCCCCUGCUCCUCGUCCUGCUGCAGACCCUCCUCCUGUGUGUCCCUGCUCUGCCGGCCUGUGUGCAGCCCCGCCUGCUGCGUGCCCAGCUCCUUCUGCCAGCCCAGCUGCUGCCGCCAGGCCUCCUGUGUGUCCCUGCUCUGCCGACCCAUGGGCCCCCGCCAAGCCUGCUGCGUGCCCACCUCGGCCCAGAAGUCCUCCUGCUGA
Molecule: messenger RNA, 945 nt
Organism: Leptonychotes weddellii (Weddell seal)
Lineage: Eukaryota; Metazoa; Chordata; Mammalia; Carnivora; Phocidae
Source: RefSeq, a predicted model, not a curated record